Penicillium verrucosum is the source of this 180-nucleotide messenger RNA. RefSeq lists its product as uncharacterized. The transcript is spliced from 2 exons. Lineage: Eukaryota; Fungi; Ascomycota; Eurotiomycetes; Eurotiales; Aspergillaceae. Bases 1 to 180 code for a protein of 59 amino acids. The record is from RefSeq and is a predicted model, not a curated record.
AUGGGCUGCAAGCUCAUCGAACUACGCCACGAACGAAUUUCCACCGGCACUAUCGAAUCGCAUAAUGGAUUGAAGACUUGGAACACAGAAGCUUGGAAACAAAGUACUAAGGCUGCCACCAAGGUUUUGAACAACAGUUCGCCGAUUUUCGCCAACCUCCAUCAUUUCGUGCAAAGGUAG